GGCCGCCCUGACGCGCCGCCGACCUCGGAAAUAUCUCGCUUUGAGGCUGUAGAACGCUGUUCAGCUUUCUAAUGGAGCAUGCAGUUCACAGGUUCACCGUACCUUGCUCGACAAGAGCUGCAUCGCCGACAAAGUGCAUUUGUAAGGUGGUGGGGAAGACACCGGAUGGUAUACGUCAUCUGCAUAGCUAUGUGAUCCAUUAUAAAAACUCGACAUCUAUCCACCGAUAUGCAAGUGCAAGCCAUCCGUUCCUCUAUUGGAUUUCGUUCAAUACACCAGACGACGAGACUGAAUCUCUUGCGUUAUUACACAAUGUCCACCCGCAAGGCCGUCGUGCACACCUCCGAGGGUAUCGCCAAACUCAGCAGCGAUGUCCCCUACCCGAAGCUCCGCGAUGAGUACAUCAUCGUCAAGACCAAGGCUGUGGCUUUGAACCCGACAGACUGGAAGAGUCUGGGCCCGGCAAGGAGAUCGCCCGGCGCGAUUGCUGGAUGCGACUACGCGGGUGUAGUGGAGGAGGUUGGGAAGGCAGUUACCACGCCGUUCAAGAAAGGCGACAAAGUUGCUGGCUUCGUCUUCGGAGGCAGCCCCUACAACCACGACGACGGCGCCUUCGCGUCGUAUGUCACCGCAAAGGGCGACCUCCAGAUCCGUAUCGCCGACAACAUCUCAUUCGAGGACGCUUCCACCCUCGGCGUUGGUAUCACCACCGUCGGCCAGGCAAUGUACCAAUCCUUGGGCCUCCCUCUCCCCCCAGCUAAGGUUUCCGAGCCCACCUCCAUCCUGAUCUACGGCGCCUCCACCGCAACCGGCACCCUCGCAGUCCAGUACGCAAAGCUCUCCGGCCUCCAAGUCAUCGCCACUUGCUCCCCGCACAACUUCGACCUCGUCAAAUCGCUGGGUGCCGACCAAGUCUUCGACUACAAGGACCCCGACUGCGGCAAGAAAAUCCGCGAGGCGACCAACGACAGCCUGAAGCUGGCCUUUGACACCAUCUCCGAGAAGGGCUCGUCGGAGGUGUGCUGCGACGCGAUCAGCUCCAAGGGCGGCAUGAACACGAGCCUGCUGCCCGUGAAGAACUUCCCGAGGGCGGAUGUGCGGAACGGACACACGCUGGCGUACACGGCGUUGGGGGAGAAGUUUGCGGAGCAGUUCCCCGCCAACCAGAACGAUUUCGACUUUGGCGUGAGGUUUUGGCGGUUGAGUGAGGAGCUGUUCAACAGUGGGAAGAUCAGGGCGCAUCCGACUGAAGUGAGGGAGGGUGGGUUGGCAGCGAUUCCAAAGGGAUUGGAUGACUUGAAGGAGGGGAGAGUCAGCGGUGUGAAGUUGGUGUAUCGGGCGGAGUAGAUGCUGACGUGGGGCGGACUGUACGCAUGUACGCGGCCGUCUCUGGGCUGUUUUUACCUCCACGAGAGCUGUAUGCUGACCGAACUGUCGUCUAGGCAAGCUGGGUAUUGUCAUUGCCAGAAUAAUACAGCUGAAAAGUUGUUGGUUUAAGUCAGGUGAUGAGUUGAUGUAUAAUCCAACAGCAUGGUGAAGACGUUGGGGGGCAUCGAGCAACUAGGGCGCCCGUCGUGUGAUGCAAGAAGUCAGGAUCCAGGAAGCGGGCUCCCAGUAGAUAACUGAGGCAUUGUCCAAUUCCAGC
Messenger RNA from Paraphaeosphaeria sporulosa, 1645 nucleotides. Its product is annotated as oxidoreductase-like protein. Lineage: Eukaryota; Fungi; Ascomycota; Dothideomycetes; Pleosporales; Didymosphaeriaceae. Gene Ontology annotation, molecular function: oxidoreductase activity, acting on NAD(P)H. Bases 313 to 1347 code for a protein of 344 amino acids. The record is from RefSeq and is a predicted model, not a curated record. The transcript has a single exon.